Molecule: messenger RNA, 1004 nt
Organism: Melanotaenia boesemani (Boeseman's rainbowfish)
Lineage: Eukaryota; Metazoa; Chordata; Actinopteri; Atheriniformes; Melanotaeniidae
Product: olfactory receptor 52E4-like
Exons: 2
Coding region: 75-1004 (309 amino acids)
Biological process (GO): G protein-coupled receptor signaling pathway
Cellular component (GO): membrane
Molecular function (GO): G protein-coupled receptor activity; olfactory receptor activity
Source: RefSeq, a predicted model, not a curated record
CUUAAACAGCAACAUCAUCCGAUUUGCUGGCUGAACUCAAACUGGGGACGAGGAGGUUUUAGGAAGACGGGAGGAUGGAGAACAUCUCUUCACAUAAAGACUUUAUCCUGGACGGCUUUGAAGAACUCGGAGCUCUGAGGCCCGUCCUCUUCCUCCCGUUCUUCCUCAUGUUUGUUGUGGCCCUGUUAGCAAACUCCCUGCUGGUGUAUGUGGUCAUUUCACAGAGGAGCCUUCAUCAGCCCAUGAGCAUCCUCAUCGCUGGCAUGGCCUGCGUAGAACUUUGCCUCCCAGUGUUUUUUGUUCCCAACAUGCUGCUCAACUUCCUGUUUGAUUGGAGGGGGAUCUCUCUGAUUGGCUGCCUGAUUCAGAUGCACUUCAUUCACUUUUUUGGAGCUUUUCAGACCACGUUCUUGGUAUGGAUGGCUCUGGACCGCUACUUUGCUAUCUGCACGCCCCUCUACUACCAUCAACACAUGGCGCUGCAGCGAUUCCUGCGCUUCAUCGUCCCACUUGUUGUCAGAAACGUGCUGAUCAUCACACAGUUUGUGAUUCUGGCAGGAAGACGGUCAUUCUGCACUAACGUGAUAAAACACUGUUUCUGUGAGCACAUGGCCUUGGUGGAGCUGGCCUGUGGAAGCACCGCCAUCAACAGCCUGGCCGGGUUGAUCGCUGUGUUCUUCAUUCCUGUGUUAGAUUUCUUCAUCAUCGCUGCUUCUUAUGUGGUCAUAUUUAGCUCGGUGCUGAGGUCCAGCAGGUCCGGCACCAAAGCUCUUCGCACCUGCAUCACACACAUCAUCGUCCUCACCUUCAGUCUGUCAUUGGCUCUGAUCGCUUUCCUGUCGUAUCGGAUCAGAAACGGUCUCCCUGCAGCCAGCCGGGUUUUCUUCAGCACCAUGUACCUGCUGUUCCCGAGCUGUUUCAACCCCAUCAUCUAUGGCAUCAGAACCGCUGAGAUCCGACAGCAAAUGCUAAAAACGCUGACCCGCUGGACCUGCUUCACCUAA